Messenger RNA from Sciurus carolinensis (gray squirrel), 863 nucleotides. It is a transcript of the gene Yjefn3, whose product is annotated as YjeF N-terminal domain containing 3. Bases 68 to 817 code for a protein of 249 amino acids. Gene Ontology annotation, molecular function: NAD(P)HX epimerase activity. Gene Ontology annotation, cellular component: mitochondrion. The transcript has 6 exons. The record is from RefSeq and is a predicted model, not a curated record. Lineage: Eukaryota; Metazoa; Chordata; Mammalia; Rodentia; Sciuridae.
CCCGGGAUGUGCUUAAAAGGCAGUGGCGGCGGGGAGACCGCGCUGCGUGCACCCGCUCACCUUGGCCAUGAGCAGUGCCGUGGGUCCAGACCCGGCGGAGACGCCUGAGGAGCGGCGUUUCCUCAGCACGGCGGAGGCAGCUGCCCUGGAGCGGGAGCUGCUGGAGGAUUAUCGCUUUGGGCGGCAGCAGCUAGUGGAGUUGUGUGGGCAUGCUAGUGCCGUGGCUGUGACCAAGGUGUUCCCUUUGCCUGCUCUCUCCCGGAAGCAGAGGACAGUGUUGGUGGUGUGUGGCCCGGAGCAGAACGGGGCAGUGGGGCUGGUCUGUGCCCGGCACCUUCGGGUGUUUGAGUACGAGCCGACCAUCUUCUACCCGACACGCUCCCUGGACCUGCUGCACCGGGACCUGACCACUCAGUGCGAGAAAAUGGAUAUCCCCUUCCUCUCCUACUUGCCCACAGAGGUGCAGCUCAUUAACGAUGCCUAUGGGUUGGUGGUGGAUGCCGUGCUCGGUCCUGGUGUGGAGCCCGGCGAGGUCGGGGGCCCCUGCACGCGUGCACUGGCCACACUAAAGCUGCUCUCCAUCCCCCUCGUGAGCCUGGACAUUCCCUCAGGCUGGGACGCGGAGACCGGCGGCGACGCUGAAGACGGGCUGCGGCCAGACGUGCUGGUGUCGCUCGCAGCACCCAAGCGCUGCGCCGGUCGCUUCUCGGGGCGCCACCACUUCGUGGCCGGCAGGUUCGUGCCCGACGACGUGCGCCGCAAGUUUGCUCUGCGUCUGCCGGGAUACACCGGCACCGACUGCGUCGCGGCUCUGUGACCGCCACCGCGCCCACGCCUCUUGGGCCUGCACCAAUAAACAGAUC